Messenger RNA from Fusarium verticillioides 7600, 231 nucleotides. RefSeq lists its product as hypothetical. The transcript has 2 exons. The record is from RefSeq and is a predicted model, not a curated record. Bases 1 to 231 code for a protein of 76 amino acids. NCBI's taxonomy places the organism in Eukaryota, Fungi, Ascomycota, Sordariomycetes, Hypocreales, Nectriaceae.
AUGGUUGGCCUGAAUGGACAGGGUGUGGAGGUGUCGUCACUGUUGUUGGUUACGAAGAGUAUCAGUUUGAGGGGCUCGUUUGGCGCGUCGAAAGAGGAGUUGAUGGAGGUAUUGAAGUUAAUCAGCUCUGCAAAGCUCGUGCCGAAGUUGAGAGAGAUUCCCUUUUGGGAUGUACCAAAGGGUUUGGAGGAUAUAAAGAAGAACAAGGUUGAGGGCCAGGACAGAAACUAA